Molecule: messenger RNA, 3333 nt
Organism: Dreissena polymorpha
Lineage: Eukaryota; Metazoa; Mollusca; Bivalvia; Myida; Dreissenidae
Exons: 2
Coding region: 256-1272 (338 amino acids)
Source: RefSeq, a predicted model, not a curated record
CUUAAUACCAUCCAGUUUGUGUUCAUUUGAGGUAUCCACGAAGAUGUCCAACACUUAAAUUAUCAUUAAGUCACUGCUGUAACUUACAUUACAGAUUCAUCGCAACUGAAUGCCAACAGCAGAUUUCCUGUGUAUGCAUUCAUUCUAUCAGCAGCAGUGGUGGUGCCAGCAUUUGCUGUAAUUACCAGGUCUCUGCACCAGCUGUGCAGAAGAAAGGUGAAGGCUGGUGACAACCAUAUCUUGUGUUAUACUUGGAUGGUCGUUUUUUUGCUCCUUGCCUCCAUAUUGAAUAUCAUCAACUUGUUCGACAAUGUGGCAAACAAUCGGGUAUUCCGGAAAUCCAGCCGUUCUUGUUACUAUGUAUACGUUUUUCAAGGGUCAUUGACUACUACAACAGGACUUAUAAUCUGCUUUCUGGGACUGGACAAUCUGUUGAACGUGCUUCACAAAGGAAGGUUUUGUUGUUUAUGCAAUAUCACGAAGGGAAGAAUCCAUGUGAUAUGCAUAUCACUCCUUGUCAUGAGCAUUUUCUUGAAUGACAUUCCAGAUGUGCUUGGUGUUACGAAGCACACCCUUGUAUUCUAUUGCUGGAAAGGCAGUGCUUUUGGCAACCAGACAUUGUUUGUUGGGCAGAUAGAGAUUGCUAUGCAGUUGGUUAUCAUAACCCUUAUGAUCAUCAUUUGCAUUGUGGUGCGACAACUGGCUAGAAAGAAUUUACGCACAAACUGUAAGGUUACAACACCUGAUUUUCUUCUUGAUCCAGAUGAUACAGAUGAAUUUAAACUGAAAUACAUUAAUCAACGUGAUAAGGUGCACGUGCUUAUUAUGGAGGCUUCAGAUGAAAAUGGUAAAAUAUUGGUAGAAGAGAACAAAAUAAUUGAACAGAAUAUCAAACCAAUAUUACCUGGGAGUAGCAUUAGGCGUAGUCGACGAGUUGCUACAAAUGAUGCAGAAGAAAGCUCAAAGUCUUCUGGUAACCUUUCUGAUUAUGGACUGACAAUGCCUGACGAUCACAAUGAGCUGAAUAGACACAGUCUAUCAAUCAGACAGUCAGUGUUCUUGGGACACAAACAUUUGUCAUAUAGAAGACCUUUCAAGAGCGACUCAGACAUAGGAAGAAAACCCCACCACAGACAAACAAUAUCUCCCGAGAUAAGCAGACUUCGAGCACUAGAGAUGUUUAUGCCCGGAGAAUUUGGCGAUAUGAAAGAGAGGUUGAUAGCAGAUGAGAGUUCAAGUGAAGAGGAAACUUUAUUUACAGACAGGCAGUGAAGGAUACUUCAAUCUGAGCUUGCCUUCAGGCAGUAAGAAAUGUCGCAGCAACACAGAGUGUAACAAUUAUGAUGAAGAUGACGAUGACAGUGAUGUCUUUGUUGGCAUUGAUAAUAUUGAGUUGAAGACCCUGCCACAAAGAGUCAUGGAAGAAACAGUAACAUGUAAGAGAAUUACAUUUUCAGAGUCUGGCAAAUGCAUCAGAAGGAAAAAAGUGUAAUUUUUACAUGAGAUCAUGUUCUGAAAAGGGCAUCUUAAAGAAAGAAAGAUAUGUUGAACAAAUGAAAGCCUGUUCAUAUUGACCCAGUUGUUAAUAUUUUGAAGACACCAGUUAUUGAUGAUGGUGGUGCAAAUGAUCAAUUGACACAUGGGCAUGGUGACUCCUCUUAUGGGGAUCAUUCUUUAGUUUCGGUCAGUGUCCAUAAAGAUGAAGGUUCACCCAAGUCUGAAGUUAUUGAUCUUGUUGGGUGUAAUAAAAGUGACCAGGACAGGAUAUCUAGAAAUAUGGGCGCUGAAGACUGCUUAGAAUUGCAUGAAAAGGCAGAAGAAUCGAAAGAGGUUAAUGAGAAAAAAGCUAACGAGAGUAAGCCGGUGAGUUUUAAGCAAGACUUUGAAUCUAAGACAAGUGAGGCUGCAAUGAACGGAGAUAAGGAAAAACAUGUGCAGCCAAUUACGAGUUUUACUGCAAUUUCUCCAAGAGACAACCCUCAAGAACAAAGUAGCAGGAAGACAGAAAGACUCACAAAUAAUAAAAAUGAGAGCACAAUUGAAGUUAUAUCGGACAAAAGUACAGAAGAAAGGAUCAAUGUGGAAGAAGGUAAUUGUGAGAUGGUUAAGGAGGUUCUAACAUACAAAGAAUUCUACAAGAAGUAUAUGAAGAAGCCGGUCUAUGAUGUUACCUGCCUCAUGUUGUGCUACACGCUCUGUAUGACAACAGAGCUGGGGCUGGACUUGUACAGGGUGAUGAGGAACCAGACUAUCAUACAGACAGACAUUGACGGAUUGGUGUUGGUCAUAUCGGAUGCCACAUUUGGCUUGCUGUCCUUAAUGAUAUCCUCUGUGUUCUUGAAGAGGUUUUGGAAGAGACGUGACAAGCCACUGCAAAAAGAAGAGCUGCCACCAAGUUGAAAAGGGAAACAUUGUCAAAUAGAAAUUAUCAUAUUUGUUUACGUGUUGUUUUCUUUGUUGCAAAAUUCUAUUGUUUAUUUGUCUGUAAAACAAUAACAUAAUCAUUGUUUGUUUAUUGCUACAUGACUUCUCUUGAUGUAGGAAACUCAUAACAAUAUGAACAACUGAUUUUAUAUCCACUUAUUAAUGAGCCCUGUCAUGCAAAAAUAAGUUUUAUGCUUAAUGCAUCCAGCCUUUCUCCAGAUGAGCCGGUGGCUUUUUUGUUGACAAUUUUGAUGAUGUUAAAACCCAAUUUUAGGAAAAUGUUAGUAAAAUAUUUCUGCUGAGAGAAACCACUCCAUCACUCAUGAUAGAUUUUGUUUUAUGCCUGACCAUAUACAUUAGUUGAUAUUCCUAUAUAUGUAUGUAUUUAAUCAUGUAUUGAAUCAACCUAAGGACAAAUCAAUAUUUUUAUUACAAUAACAAUUUGAAUGCUAGUAGUUUAUUUAGAGUAUAUUUGGUCAUUUUUAUGUGGUGUUUUUCUUUUUUUCCAGUAUUUUAUUGUGAUUGUACAAUAUGUCAUUAUGAAGUAUUGGUAACAUUAAUAAAGCAUUAUAAUAACUUAAGUUUGAACACUGUUUAAAUUGAUGGCAUAUGGGUAUCUACUUCCCACACGUUAAAGUAAGCAACUGGACCACCAUUAUUGCAAAUGGGGUGCCAUUUGCAAUUUUAUAUUGUAACAAGAAAAGCAAUAUCAGAAAUUUGUUUUUUACAUAAAUGAUGUAACAUAGGCAGUUGAAGUACACAUUACUGAUAUGAUUUUCGUAGGGAAAUACAAUCACUAUGAAUAACCUAAUAAAAUGAAAUCAGGACAACCAAUAUGAAGCUAAAUAGUAUUAUAUAAUGAAUUGAUUAAAGGCAAAUACAACUAAAUUAUAAAAGUAAAUAAUGAUA